AUGAAGUGCCAGCCAUCUGAACAGAUUGUGUAUGAGAGCGUGGAGGAGGACAUGGGUGCGCUGCUCUACCUCCAAAAGAUCCCUGAAACCCGCAAGGCGUCCGGUCCUCGUGCCAGAAAAGUAAGAGACAAUGAUGAGCUAGAAGGCCGCCCACAAAAUCGUCAUCGGAGAUCCCGUGCUCCGUCACCAGAAGAGGAGUUGUCAGAACAUCAGCAGCACUACCAUUUACGCUCGUCCGUUUCCAUGCCAGCGAAAUAUGCCUUGAGACAAUUCGAUAGACAUGUCCUAGUCCGAACAUUCAUCGAGCUCAAGGAGGAGAUUCGAGCAGACGGAGACUUCAUCUGGUGGCUGCAAGGAGACGAUAAUGUAUAUUUUCGCAUCGUUCAGACAUUCGCCCCGGAAGAAGUGCGUGCAGUCGUCCGUACGAUGACAACGUACAUCAAUCAUGCGGCCAUGCAAAGCGACGUACUCCCCUGGCCUGCCUUCAAGGCGGAUAUCACAAAACGCAUCGUCGCCGCCAGCAACUCAAGAGACAAUGUGCUGCUUACCUUCCAGUCCACAAUUAGCACUAUUCUGAAACAUCAUAUCAUCUCCCUCGGAUACAUGCGAAUCUCAGCCGUCGGCUCAGGCUGA
Messenger RNA from Paraphaeosphaeria sporulosa, 633 nucleotides. RefSeq lists its product as uncharacterized. The transcript is spliced from 3 exons. The record is from RefSeq and is a predicted model, not a curated record. Bases 1 to 633 code for a protein of 210 amino acids. NCBI's taxonomy places the organism in Eukaryota, Fungi, Ascomycota, Dothideomycetes, Pleosporales, Didymosphaeriaceae.